Molecule: messenger RNA, 1617 nt
Organism: Belonocnema kinseyi
Lineage: Eukaryota; Metazoa; Arthropoda; Insecta; Hymenoptera; Cynipidae
Exons: 4
Coding region: 1-1617 (538 amino acids)
Source: RefSeq, a predicted model, not a curated record
AUGUGGGCCGAAAUGCUCAUGUGUGUAAUUUUCCUAAUCGCUAUCGAAUUAAGUUCUCAAGCCUCGCAGAACAACAGAAAUGCAAUACCACCAGGGCUUUCUCAAUACCCUCAAUAUUUUCCGGAUAUUUUGGCUGACGGACAGGAUCCUGCCCUUAUUGAAAGGGCUAGAUCGUAUGAAGAACAGAAAAAUAAAUUUAUGGAUUUCAUCGAUAAUAAGAUUGAGGCUGACCGAGCGAAAAUAGAGAAUAAUAGAGUUAACCGGAUUGAAAGGGCUAAACAGAAACGACUUAUACAGGCUAAAGAAUUUCGAGAAGCUCGGGCUCAAUUGCGAGCAUCUUGGACAAACCAGCCUCAAACUGAGCAAGUUAAUCAUCCGAUUCAGCAAAAUAUUUCCGGAAAUGAUAACGAGGCCAAACGAAUGAGAAUAGAACAAACGGCUAAAGGAGCAGGUUCUUCGAACAUGCAAACUCAAGCGGGCCAAUCACAUCAUCCGAUCAACCCUAAUUUUUCCGAAAAUUACAACGCUCAAUCGCAAUAUUCUUGGGCAAUGCAGAAUCAACAUGGUCAAUCUCAUCAACCAGCUGGAUCAUCUUCUCCCAACUUAAGCUCUCAAGCCUCGCAGGACGACAGAAGCGCAAUACCACCAAAGCUUUCUAAAUACCCUGAAUAUUUUCAGCAUAUUUUGGCCGAAGGAAAGGACCCUGCCCUUAUUGAAAGGGCUAGAGUGUCCGAAGAACAGAGGGAUAAAUAUAAGGUUUUCGCUGAUAAGAGGAUGGAGGCUAAACGAGCGAGAAUGGAGAAUAAUAGAGUUAAUCAGCAUGAAAGGGCCAAACAGAAACGACUUAUGCAGGCUAAAGAAUUUAAAGAAGCCCGGGCUCAAUUGCGAGCAUCUUGGGCAAACCAGCCUCAAACUGUGCAAGUUGAUCAUCCCAUUGAGCAUAAUAUUUCCGAAAAUGAUAACGAGGCUAAACGAAUGAGAAAAGAGCCAAAGGACUUUAGCUCUCAAGCCCGGCAGGACAAAGGAAACGACAUACCACAAAAUCUUUCUCAAUACCCUACAUUUUUUCAGCAUAUUUUGGCCGAUGGACAAGACCCUAUCCUUCUUGAAAGGGCUAGAGUGCAUGAAGAAGAGAGGGCUAAAUUUAUGGAUUCAUUAGAGGAAAAUAAGUUGCAGGCUAAACGAGCGCAAAUAGAGAAUAAUAGGGUUAUCCGGAAUGAAAGGGCUAAACUGAAUCGACGUAAACAGGCUAAAGAGUUUUAUGAAGCCCAGGCUCAAUUGCGAGUAUCAUCGACAAAGCAGCCUCAAACUGCGCAACUUAAUCAUCAGAUCGAGCAUAAUAUUUCCGAAAAUGAUAACGAGGCUAAACGAAUGAGAAAAGAGCCAAAGGGUAAAGAAGCAGGUUCUUCGAACAUGCAGACUCAAGCUGGCCAGUCUCAUCAUCCGAUCAACCCUAAUUUUUCUGAAAAUCACAAAGCUCAAUCGCAAUCUUCUUGGGCAAUGCAGAAUCAACAUGGUCAAUCUCAUCCACCAGCUGGAUCAUCUUCUCCCAGUGAAGAAGAUUAUUCGCCGCUGAUCCCAAACCUACAUCCUAACCGAUAUACCGGAUAUGACUGA